Messenger RNA from Malania oleifera, 2076 nucleotides. RefSeq names its product non-specific phospholipase C2. Gene Ontology annotation, molecular function: hydrolase activity, acting on ester bonds. The coding region runs from base 84 to 1421 and encodes 445 amino acids. Gene Ontology annotation, biological process: phospholipid catabolic process. The record is from RefSeq and is a predicted model, not a curated record. Lineage: Eukaryota; Viridiplantae; Streptophyta; Magnoliopsida; Santalales; Ximeniaceae. The transcript is spliced from 2 exons.
AAAAAAAAAAAACAGUUCACUUCACGAGCUCCAUAACCAAAUCGCAACCUCACCACCACCUUCUCUCUCUCUCUCUCUCUUCCAUGGCCAGACCUUCACUGUUCUUCCUCUUCACGCUCAUUAUUCUCCAUCAUGCAUCCUCUUCUUCGAGCCCAAUCAAAACAGUGGUGGUUCUGGUCAUGGAGAACCGCUCCUUCGAUCACAUGCUCGGCUGGAUGAAACAGCUCAACCCCGAAAUCAACGGCGUCGACGGCACCCAGUCUAAUCCGAUUUCUGCCGCGGUCGGCGGCGGCGGCUCCCCUCGGAUCUUCUUCAAGGACCAGGCUCACUUCGUGGACCCAGACCCGGGCCACUCCUUCCAGGCGAUCCGCGAGCAGAUCUUCGGAUCCAACGACACCUCCGCCGACCCUCCGCCCAUGGACGGCUUCGUCCAGCAAGCCUGCUCCAUCAACUGCUCCUCCAUGCCUCAAGCCGUCAUGAACGGCUUCGACCCUGACAAGAUCCCGGUCUACAAGUCUCUCGUCUCCGAGUUUGCCGUCUUCGACCGGUGGUUCGCGUCGGUCCCUGCGUCGACCCAGCCGAACCGGCUCUUCGUCCACUCCGGAACCUCCGCCGGCGCCACCAGCAACAUCCCGAAGCUCCUCAUCAAGGGAUACCCCCAAAAGACCAUCUUCGAAGUCCUGGACGACGCCGGAAUCUCGUUCGGAAUAUACUACCAGAACAUUCCGGCGACGCUGUUCUACCGGAAUUUGAGGAAGCUGAAGUACGUGACCAAGUUCCGGUCAUACGACUUGGUUUUUAAGAAUCACGCGAGGAAGGGGAAGCUUCCGAAUUAUGUUGUGGUGGAGCAGCGGUACAUGGACAGCAAGUUGGAGCCUGCGAACGACGAUCAUCCGUCGCACGAUGUGGGCCAAGGGCAGAGGUUCGUGAAGGAGGUGUACGAGACACUGAGGGCGAGCCCGCAGUGGAACGAAACCCUGUUCCUGAUCACGUACGACGAGCACGGCGGGUUCUUCGAUCACGUGCCAACUCCGGUUCACAAUGUGCCCAGCCCGGACGGGAUAGUAGGGCCCGAACCGUUUCUCUUUCAGUUCAACCGGCUGGGAGUUCGGGUCCCCACCAUUGUCAUCUCUCCUUGGAUUGCAAAGGGAACCGUUGUGCACGGGCCAAACGGAUCGCCGACCUCGUCUUCGGAAUACGAGCACUCCUCCAUUCCGGCAACUGUGAGGAAGAUAUUUAACCUCACUUCUCCAUUUCUCACCAAGAGGGAGGCAUGGGCCGGCACCUUCGAAUCCAUUCUCCACACUCGCUCUCAACCCCGAACUGAUUGCCCACGUAAAUUACUUAAUUGCUUAUCAUAUUUAUCCGUAUGUCUGAUGAAUAUUGAUGAUGAGGCGAGGCACGGUGUGCAUGUGUUUUAAUCAACAGAGAAGCUGCCGUGGCCGGUGAAGAUAAGGGAAGGGGAGGCGCAGGAGGAGGCGGAGAUCAGUGAGUUUCAGCAGGAGCUGGUGCAGCUGGCGGCGGUGCUGAAAGGUGACAAUGUGCUGACCACCUUCCCUGAGAAGAUAGGGAAGGGGAUGAAGGUGAGGGAAGCCAAGAAGUACAUGGAGGGGGCGGUGAGAAGGUUCUUCGCGGCGGGGCGGCUGGCGUUGAGAAUGGGGGUGGACCCUGAGCACAUCGUGCAGAUGAGGCCCUCGCUCACCUCCAGAUCUUCCAACAUUAAUACUGAUACCCAUCACCAUCCCUGACCUGCAAGAAUUAUACAGUAUGCAUGCAUGCAGGGGUGUACGGACGCGCGCGCCCGUGUGAUCUGUGUGUGUUCCAUCAUUAAUUAAUUGGCUCAGUAAACUGAUCAUAGUUGACCGAAAUGUUCAAUAAGGAUAUACAGGUUCCCUUGAGGGAUCUUACGCACAUAUAUAACAGGAGGAGAAAAGAAAGUUACACAUAUAAAAAAAGGAAACUGUUUGUGGAAGUCAAGUUCAAGAUUAAUCUCUAGCUAGGUUUGUAAUAUUGUAUUAUGCAUAAUGUUGUAAUUGUCUACAUUAAAGCAUAUUUAAUGAAUUAAUAAUUUCAUCA